Molecule: messenger RNA, 753 nt
Organism: Penicillium robsamsonii
Lineage: Eukaryota; Fungi; Ascomycota; Eurotiomycetes; Eurotiales; Aspergillaceae
Product: GPI anchored serine-threonine rich family protein
Exons: 2
Coding region: 1-753 (250 amino acids)
Source: RefSeq, a predicted model, not a curated record
AUGCGCUACUCAUUUGCCAUCGCCGCUCUGAGCCUCCUCUCAUCGGCCUUUGCCAUCACCAUCACCACUCCGUCGUCAGACACGGUGUGGGAUUUCUCCACCCCCAAAACCAUCAAAUUCACUAGCGAUUCUAGUGAUCCUUCAGUGAUCAGCAUCAUACUUCGAACUCAGGAUGGCUCCUUUCAGACCAAAUUGGCGGAUAACGUCAAGACCUCUGAUGGCGAAUACACAACCCAGCCUAACCCUAGCAUUUCCAACGGACAUGGCUACGAGAUCCAGAUAAUUGAUUCUGCCGGCCAGCUCGCCGUCAGUGAUAUCUUUACUGCCAAGAAGGGCGCUUCAGUUGAUGGUACUACAUCCUCGUCUUCUUCCACCACCUCAUCCUCCACUUCUUCUUCCGAGAUAUCCAGAACGACCACUUCUACAUCUGUCACCUCCACCCUGACAUCCUCGGCGUCUUCAGCGCCCACGUCGUCGACCAGUCCUUUGUCUUCCUCAGGCAUGAUGCAACUCCGCAGAGUAUUACUAGGCGAUCGUACUAAUACAGCUUUUUCCAUCGCAGACUCCACCACCACCACCACCUCCUCCUUAUCUACCUCUUCUGUCACGACCACGUCUUCUACCUCUUCUGGUGCUUCAUCGACUAGUGCCUCUGCCUCCGCUCUGCCCUCGACUGGUGCUGCGUCUAAGUUCAGCGCUCCCAAGGGAGCAAUGGCUCUAUUCGGUGCUGCUUUCGCGCUCUUCCACGUUUAG